Molecule: messenger RNA, 3218 nt
Organism: Hemicordylus capensis (graceful crag lizard)
Lineage: Eukaryota; Metazoa; Chordata; Lepidosauria; Squamata; Cordylidae
Product: N-acetylated-alpha-linked acidic dipeptidase 2-like
Exons: 19
Coding region: 52-2274 (740 amino acids)
Molecular function (GO): carboxypeptidase activity
Source: RefSeq, a predicted model, not a curated record
GCCUGCUGUCCUGCCCAUCAAGGCAGCUAGCUUCUUUCCUUUGCCCGGAUCAUGGCCAGGAGGAAAGUCUCUCUCUGCAGCUGGCUGGGCUGCGCUGCCCUGCUGGCGCUUUUCCUGCUGGGCGUCUUGGUGGGCUGGUGUGCAAAAUCGCGAGAGAGCCCACGGGGCACGGCAGCCGUCUAUCAAAAUGCAAGAAGCCAACUUCUUGCAGAAAUGAAAGCAGAAAACAUCAAGGCAUUUCUGCGUUCUUUCACCAAGCUCCCACACGUGGCAGGAACAGCACAGAAUCUUCAUCUUGCAAAGCAAAUUCAAACCCAGUGGAAGGAAUUUGGCUUGGAUAAAGCUGAACUAGUUCAUUAUGAUGUCCUGCUUUCCUACCCAAACCAAAGCACCCCCAACUAUGUUGCUAUUACUGAUGAUCAUGGAACUGAGAUUUUCAGGUCGUCGCUCUUUGAGCCCCCUCCUCCAGGAUAUGAAAAUGUUUCGGGGGUGCUGCCGCCUUAUAAUGCCUUUUCUGCACAAGGCACACCAGUGGCAGAUCUGGUGUAUGUAAACUAUGGCCGCACGGAAGACUUUUUCAAACUGGAACGAGAGAUGGGAAUUAACUGUUCAGGAAAAAUUGUCAUUGCUCGUUAUGGGAAAAUAUUCAGAGGAAAUAAAGUUAAAAAUGCCAUGUUAGCUGGAGCUAAAGGGAUCAUCCUUUACUCGGACCCUGCUGAUUAUUGUGCUCCUGGAGUGAAUCCCUAUCCGGAUGGGUGGAAUCUUCCAGGAGGAGGAGUCCAGCGUGGGAACGUAUUAAAUCUCAAUGGGGCAGGAGAUCCACUUACUCCAGGGUAUCCAGCCAAGGAGUACACCUUCCGGUAUGACAUUGAUGAUGGAGUAGGGAUUCCCAAAAUCCCAGUGCAUCCCAUUGGCUACCAUGAUGCUGAAAAACUAUUACAGUUCAUGGGAGGCCCUACAGCACCAGAUGAGAGUUGGAAGGGAAAGCUCAAUGUCUCCUAUAACAUUGGGCCUGGGUUUUCAGGCACCCAUGCAACAAGAAAAGUUCAAAUGCAUGUUCACACCAUCAGUAGAAUCACACAAAUACACAAUGUAAUCGGGACCAUCAAAGGAGCAAUAGAGCCUGAUAGGUAUAUCAUUAUUGGAGGCCAUAGAGACUCCUGGGUGUUUGGUGGUAUUGACCCAACCACGGGAGCAGCCGUUCUUCAAGAAGUUGCUCGGAGUUUUGGCAAGAUGGUGAUGAAAGGUUGGAGGCCUAGAAGGACGAUUAUUUUUGCUAGCUGGGAUGCAGAAGAGUUUGGGUUAUUGGGUUCUACAGAGUGGGCGGAGGAGAAUGUCAAAAUUCUGCAGGCCCGGGCUGUUGCUUACAUCAACACAGACUCCUCAAUAGAAGGCAACUACACAUUAAGAGUUGACUGCACCCCCCUUCUCAACCAACUGGUGUAUAAUCUGACCAAAGAGAUAUUAAGCCCUGAUGAAGGGUAUGAAAGCAAGUCUCUCUAUGACAGCUGGCUUGAAAAGGACCCUUCCCCAGAAAGUAAGCAUCUUCCCAGAAUAAACAAACUGGGAUCAGGCAGUGAUUUCGAAGCUUAUUUUCAGCGGCUGGGGAUUGCAUCGGGCAGAGCACGUUAUACUAAGAAUAGGAAAGUGGACAGAUUCAGCAGCUAUCCCGUCUACCACACGACCUACGAGACCUUUGAGUUGGUUGAAUGGUUCUACGACCCCACUUUCAGGAAGCAGCUUGCUGUUGCUCAGGUCCGAGGAGGCUUGGUUUAUGAGCUGGCUGACUCCCCCGUCAUUCCUCUCAACUGCCGAGAUUACGCAGAAGCAUUAAGGACCUACGCCAAUGGAAUCUACGAGGUGGCCCUGAAACACAAAGCACAAUUUGAGAUGUACCAAGUGUCGUUUGAUCCCCUCUUUUCUGCUGUGACCAAUUUUACAGAGGCAGCAGCAGAUUUUCAUCAAAGGCUAUCGCAACUCAAUAAGAAUGACCCCCUUGCCGUGCGGAGAAUGAACGAUCAGCUGAUGCUGCUGGAGAGAGCAUUCAUUGAUCCUCUUGGUUUGCCCGGCAGGCGCUUCUACCGACACAUCGUCUUUGCUCCCAGCAGUCACAACAAGUAUGCCGGGGUGUCCUUCCCUGGCAUCUACGAUGCUCUGUUUGAUAUCGGAAGCCGAGCUGACCAGCGCAAAGCUUGGGAGGACGUCAAGAAGCAAAUCUCGGUAGCAGCCUUCACAGUGCAGGCUGCUGCGGGGAUGCUAAAGCCUGUGAUGUAGGAUAGCGGCCGCGAUAGCGGGAGGAAUGGAGCAAGACUGCCUGUUUGCACUGCAUGCCCAGCUGAGAAACCAGGGACACUUUCCUACUCCAAACACUUGUGUUUUUCAACAGCAGCACCACAGCCCUGCUGUUUCCUUGGCUUUUCCUCAUCAGCCAUGCUGAAGAUGCCUGUCAAGUUUGAUAGGCAGGGCAGCUGGAAGAUGAACAGUUGCAGUCCUUUCCCUAAGCCUCCCCUCCCCUGCCACCCUUCUCCUAUACCAGGGGUACUCAAACCUAGGUCCCCAGAUUAUGUUGGACUACAACUCCCAUCACUCCCAGCCACAGUGGCCUUUGCUGGCUAUUGUGGCUGAUGGGAGUUGUAGUCUUGACAUCUGAGGACCCAGACUGGAGAACCCCUGCCCCCCAUGACUUCCAGUACUGUCUCUGCUUUCUUGGAUACUCCCCUGGGGUUUGAGCUUCAGCCUAGCUUUUUAGUGGCCAGGACUAAUUUAGCUCAUUGCCGCUGAACACAGAGGCUUCAUUGAGCCAUCUUAGCUAAUAUCAGGAGUGUACAACUUCAGCCCAUUAGCUGUUGUUGGAUCACAACUCCUCCUCAUCCUAUUGUUGGCUGGGGAUGAUGGGAGUUGUAAUCCAGCAAGAGUGGAAGUUGUGCACUCCUGCUAAUACCCAGCAAAGGCUGGGCAGUCAACAGCUAUUAGCCAUGCUUAUGAAGCAGAGCCUACAUGUUCAGAGGCAGUAUACCUCUGACUGCCAGCUGCUGGGAGGGGCGGCGUGUUACCUUCAUGCUAUGCUGAGGGGUUUCCCGGAAGCACCUGCUUGGUUACUAUGGGUAUUAGGCCACUCUUGUCCUUAACUGAGACCAUUCCUAUCCUGCCAUUAGUUGUAUUUGGAAACAAUCAAAUGUGUGGAAUUUUGAUGAUAAUAAAGCAAGUUAUUAUCUAUA